Sphaeroforma arctica JP610 is the source of this 573-nucleotide messenger RNA. RefSeq lists its product as hypothetical. Lineage: Eukaryota; Ichthyosporea; Ichthyophonida. The record is from RefSeq and is a predicted model, not a curated record. The coding region runs from base 1 to 573 and encodes 190 amino acids. The transcript is spliced from 5 exons.
AUGACGCCACAAACACCUUCAGCAACACAGUACGGUGGCAGUGACUGGAAUGCUCAGUUGGCGAUCAAUCUAAUGAAGCGCAUCAAAUGGACACUCGUUGUGCUAAUGAACUUCUACAUCCUGCUGGUCUCACUCCACCCCCGUGGUGGCAUGGUGUAUGCCAUGGAGCACUUGUUUGUGAUCUCCAUCACUACGCCAGUCAUGUACAUCACUGUGUACAGCCUCAGCACCAUGUUCAUGAAGACCUCGUACAAGCAGAUGAUAGUCUUUACCCCCAUCGUUACCAUAGCAACCACUGUAGCCUGCACGGCUUCAUCGAUCAAUGGCGGAAUGAGCUAUUUCUUGGUGUUUGUGCACCUUUUUGGUCUGGUAGUGGACAUGUACGGGUACACUGAAGUGUUCCGUCCGUUUCUGAAUGACAUGGGGUUGGACGUCGACAGUCUACUGAAGCCCAUGCCCAACAGUGACAUGAAGUCUGAGGGGUAUCACCGCAGGAAGACCAUGGCUGUACACUACAGCAGGCGAGGCAGCACAGUCACAGACGACAACGACCGCAACGGUCAACAAGCGUAA